CAGGAGCUGCCCUGGCCUCACUCAGCCAAUAUGGAGGAGGUGGCUGGGAAAGCCCCCUGUGAACACUUUGAGGCCAAUGUGCUUGCCCAGAGCUGCUGUCAAAACUGCUUCCACCCUGAGGAGGCCCACAGAGCAAGGCACCAGGAGCCCGGGAGCCCUGUAAGUGCUGAGGUGCCCUACUGCGACCUGCCCCGCCGCCCACCUGCCUCUGAGGACCUGCUCGGUGCCUCGACCGUCGGCUGCCAGUCCGUGGUGGGCCCGGGCCUUGGGCCGGGGCCGGAGAGGUGCCCUGCAGGUCUCCCUGCAGAGGGCCCCACCGCCGCCCCCCAGAACGGGAGCCGGGAACCAGAGGCAGUGCCCUAUCUGGAGGGCCUGGCCUCCUCCCUGUGUGGCAGCUUCGACGAGGGCCCUGACUCUGGCACCAGCUCCAGCGCUGACUGCGGCGCCCCUGAUGAGACCAGCAACCCGUCCUCCACGGACUGGGACCCUGUCAAGAGGCGGGAGGAGGCCCCCAGCAGGGACGAGCUCACCGUGAUGAUCCCGCGGAAGCCGCAGGAGGGGCCAAGAGCUGACAGUGCCCGACGGGUUCCCUCGGUCCUCACCCGGUCCCCUGUGGGAGGAGACGCUGCAGGCCAGAGAAAGGAGGACACCGGCGGUGGGAGCCGAAGCGCCGGACAGCACUGGGCGAAGCUCCGGGGAGAAAGCAGGUACUUCUCCGUGGAGCGGCACCAGUCAGCGCUAAACCAGGCCACCUCCGCGACACCGCAGAGCGGACCUCGAAGUGCCACCUCCCAGGCUUCCUCUCUCCAUUGCUCUGCCCAAAAGGAUGUUGCCCAGGCUGCUUCCACACCACCCGAUACCCCCCGAGCCUCCUCUCCCCCAAGAAUCACCCAACGGGACAACCCCAGAACCUCGUCCACCCAACGGGACACCCCCAGGAGCUCUUCUACACAGCGGAACACCCCCAGAGCGUCCUCUCCCUCAAGAGUCACCCAGCGGGACAACCCUAGAACCUCGUCCACCCAACGAAACGAUCCUCGAGUUUCCUCUCCCCCCAGAGCAACCGAACAAGACAACUCCAGAAUCUCUUCUACCCAACAAGACAAACCUCAAACUUCUUUUCCUACGUGUACUCCCCAACAGGACAACCCCAGAGCCUCCUCUCCCAACCGAGCCACCCAGUGGGAAAACUCCAGAACACCCUGUGCCCAGCGGGACAACCCCAGAGCUUCCUCUCCCAACCGAGCCACCCAACGGGAAAACUCCAGAACAUCCUGUGCCCAACGGGACAACCCCAGAGCCUCCUCUCCCAACCGAGCAGCCUCCUCUCCCAACCGAGCCACCCAAUGGGAAAACUCCAGAACAUCCUGUGCCCAACGGGACAAUCCCAGAGCCUCCUCUCCCAACCGAGCCACCCGGCGGGACAGCCCCAGAGCCUCCUCUCCCAACCAAGCCACCCAACAAGAAAAAUCCAGAACAUCUUGUGCCCAACAGGACAACCCCAGAGCCUCCUCUCCCAACCGAGCCACCCAGCAGGACAAGCCCAGAACUUCUUGUAUUCAGCAGAACACCUCUAGAACCUCUUCUACCCAACGGGCUAACCCUAAAACCUCUCGUACCCAAUGGGAUAACCUCAGAACCUCUUUUACCCAGCGGGACAACCUGCAAUCCUCUUCCUUUCGGCGGGACGACCCUGGAAGCUCCUUCCCUCGGUGCUGCACCCCAAAGGACAAUCCUGGACUGUCCCCUCCCCAUCGCCCUGCUCAACGGCACAACUCCAGGAAUUCUUCACCCCACCGGACUAACAAGGACAUCCCCUGGGCCUCCUUUCCCCUCCGGCCGACCCCGAGUGAUGGCCCCCGAACCUCUUCCCCAUCUCGCUCCAAGCGAAGUGAGGCUCCCUGGGCAUCCAUUGCCCUCCGGCCAACCCAAGGUGACAGGCCUCAGACCUCAUCUCCCCCCAGACCAGCCCAGCGGGACCCACCCCAGUCCUCCUCUGGUCCUACCCAGCACAACUUCCCAUCCCGGGCCACUGCUCCCUCCCAUGGCCCGGGCCACCGCGGUGCCUCCCGGACUUCCUCGCCUCUGCACCCCACUACCUGUGGGGUACCCCAGACCUCUUCUGAGCCCUCCCAGCCUCCAUGUGCUGUGUGCAUCGGGCACCGGGAUGCCCCUCGGGCCUCUUCACCUCCUCGCUAUUUGCAACAUGACCCGUUCCCCUUCUUCCCAGAACCCCAUGCAUCUGAGAGUGAGUCGCCCCACUACGACCCACCCUGUGUGCCCCCAGCCGUGUGCAUUGGACACCGGGAUGCCCCCUGGGCUUCCUCACCCCCCCGCCACACCCAGAUCAACCCCUUCCCCUUCCUCCCAGACACUUCAGAUGCUGAGAUCCAGUCCCCCCAGCAUGACCCUCCUCAGUUCCCCCCACCUGUGUGUAUCGGGUACCGCGAUGCACCCCGGGCCUCGUCCCCACCACGCCAGGCCCCAGAGCCCUCCCUCUUGUUCCAGGAUCUGCCCAGGGCCAGCACCGAGAGCCUUGUCCCCUCCACUGACUCUCUGCAUGAAGCCCCCAACAUCCCCACCCCUGUGUGCAUAGGGCACCGGGAUGCCCCCUCCUUCUCGUCCCCACCACGCCAGGCCCCCGAGCCUUCCCUCUUCUUCCAGGACCCCCCUGGGACUAGUAUGGAGAGCCUGGCCCCUUCCACUGACUCUCUGCAUGGCUCCCCAGUGCUGCCCCCACAAGUGUGCAUCGGGCACCGAGAUGCACCUCGAGCAUCCUCCCCACCCCGCCACCCACCCAGCGACCUGGCACUCCUGACACCCUCACCUCGGCCAGGCAGCUCUGGGGGCUCCCGGGGCUCAGCGCCCCCUGGGGAGACCAGGCACAACUUGGAGAGGGAGGAGUACACCGUGCUGGCCGACCUGCCCCCGCCCAGGAGGCUGGCCCAGAGGGAUCCAGGGCCCCAAUGCAGCAACGGGGGCCGCACCCGCAGCCCUGGCCGCGCAGAGGUGGAGCGCCUCUUCGGGCAAGAGCACAGGAAGUCCGAGGCACCAGGGGCCUUCCAGGCCCGGCACGAGGGGCGGUCGCAGCGGCCCGACCAAGGUCAGAGCCAACUUCUCCGAAGACAGUCCAGCCCUGCCCUCAGCAGGGAGGUAACCAAGCCCCUUGCGAACCAGGCAGAACCAGCCCGGCGGAGCCGAGCAGAGCUCCCUCAUCCCAGGAGCCCCGAGAGGCGGCCUGAGGGGGACCGGCGGCUCCAGGGGUCCUCGCUGCCCCCAAGGACAUCAGCCAGGACCCCUGAGAGGGAGCGGCGCACAGAGAGACCUCUGGAGAGUGGCCGGGCAGGCCAAAGACAGCCUCUGGUGGGGUGGCAGAGUCAGGAGGGGCUGCCAGGACCCCGGGGCCCUCACAGACACCUGGAGACAGGCUGGAGCAGCCAGGAGGACCUAGGCCUGGGGGGCUGGCAAGGACCUGGGGAUCCCAGCUGGGGAGCUGCCAGAGCCCCUGAGGGAACAAGGAGGGGCCCUCCCAGGGAGUCUGAGGAGAGCUGGGGGCAGCUGGGUGGCCCCACCUGCCACAGGCGGCAAUUAGAGGCCUGGGAGGAGCCCCCCGACAAGCCAGCUCAGAGGGGCUGGGGCAUUCUGCAGGAGCUGUCCAGUGCCCACCAGCCUCUGAGCCCCCCAGAGAACUCCAGGGUGGGCCAAGCAGAGUUCUCAAAAUCCCAGCGGCCUGAGACACCCACCGCCGCGGGCUGGGGGGCCGAGGGAGCAUGCCCACACCUGCACGGCCCUGAGAGGCCACCUGCGCUUGACUGGAGGGACCUGGCGGGCCUUCUCAGGGCGCCCAGAGAGGAGGCCUGGGCCCAUACGGAGGAGCCCACGCUCACUUCCCAUCUUCCAAGUCUGGAUUGGGAAGGCCUCCUGGAGCUCCUGCAGGCCCAGCUGUCCCGAAAGGACCCAGCUGGACACUGGGGUGGCCUGGUCACAGCUUUGGGGCCAGAGCUGGGUUCCCCGGGCACAAAGGGUGCCCUGGAGCGAGAGCAACACAGCCAACCUGAAGGCUGGGCCGAGGCCACCCUAGUCAAUGGACACAGCCCUGGGCGGUGGCCUCAGAGUCUGCCCCAACCGCCUGGCCCUGCCUGCACCUCCACCCAGUGGCCAAAGACCAAAGUGACGAGUGGACCAGAGACCUCGACUACAGCUGGUCUGGAGGAGAUGGGCCAGCCGGGGAGCAGGAGCCCUGCAGAGGGCCCCAGCUUGCCGCCGUGGGAGUUCCAAUCAGAGACGCCUGAAGAGUCAGAACCAAGCAGAGGGCAAGACUCACUGAUUGACAAGAAGCAGGCAGACUCGGCAGACAAGAGGCCAGCGGAGGGCAAGGCGGGGAGCCCACUCAAGGGCCGACUGGUGACCUCAUGGAGGAUGCCCGGGGACCGUCCCACGCUGUUCAAUCCGUUCCUGCUGUCUCUGGGGGUCCUCAGGUGGCAAAGGGUAGGCUGGCUGCAGUGGGGUGGGAGGGGGCAGGGCUGGGCUGUCGUCAGCUUUCAGGGUGAGAGGUGA
Ceratotherium simum simum (southern white rhinoceros) is the source of this 4557-nucleotide messenger RNA. NCBI's taxonomy places the organism in Eukaryota, Metazoa, Chordata, Mammalia, Perissodactyla, Rhinocerotidae. The record is from RefSeq and is a predicted model, not a curated record.